GGAUGGGAUUUGGAGGGGGCGAGAGUGGGGCUGCAGCUGGGAUACAAAGUGAAUAAAUUGUAAUAAAUAAAAAAUUAUAUUAAAAAAUCAAAUCAAAACAAAAAAACUCACUAAACUACCAAAUCCUUUCACUAGCCCCAGGCUUGGGCAUCUUCAGUCGUCAGAUGAUCAUCUCUGACCAUUCUGGCCCCAAAGAUCCUCAAAAUGGUUACAAACCAUUUUCCAGUUAGGUGGCAGGUCUUCCUACCUCUGAGCAAAUGUUAUCCACACACAUUCUAACGUAAUUGGACCAGGCCAGUCCCUGACUGUAGCACUUGCACUGAUCUGCCUCUGUUCCAGUUUCACAAGCCGUCGUAUUCCGCUCCACAGUGGACCUCCUCUCCUUUCGUUCUGCAUUGUGCAGACUGCCACGGUGACCCGUUGGGCGGGCGAGCAUCGAGGCUGGCUGCUCUCGCCACUCACCUAAGGACAGCUUUCCCUCAGCUGACAGAUGACUCACCGAGUGAGUCACGCGCCCCCCGCCGGCAGGUGGCACAGGAGCUCACCCACGCCAUCCCGCCGCGAGGUGCCGCUCUCGGCGGGCGGGCGGGCGGAGUGGAGAGGAGCACGCCGCUUCCGCCGAGACAGGCGCAGGCGCACCGCGCUUCCGCCGCUCCGCCGCCCUCCGCCGGGCUUGCUGGAUUGGGAUGCUGCAGCUCGCGGUGGGUCGUAGACUCCUGUCUGGUUCCGCGAUGCCUAAGAAAGCCGGAGCUACGAGCAAGGGUAAAAACCAAACCAAGGAACCACCUCCUCCUGCAGGGCCCGUGGCAACUGAUCCUAAAGGUUGUGUCACCAUAGCCAUCCGUGCCAAACCCGGCUCCAAACAAAAUGCUGUGACAGAUGUGACCACGGAGGCCGUCUGCGUGGCGAUUGCAGCACCUCCCUCGGAGGGAGAGGCAAAUGCAGAGCUCUGUCGGUACCUUUCCAAGGUCUUAGAUCUCAGGAAGAGCGAUGUGGUUCUGGAUAAGGCCACAUCCUUUACCUCCCCCUACCUGCGGCAGAUCGUGUCUGACCCCGGCUGCUCUUCUGGUAGAGGAAAGGCACGCCCCACUCUUCCUCGUGAGAAUGCUUGGUUCAUCCAGAUAAAUUCCUGAUAAAAUUUUAUGUUUUAUAAAAGACAAGUGUUGUGUCUUUUUAAAACUUAUUUUCCUGGGGUUUCUUAUGCCUCUACCUCCCUUCCAACCUUUAUCUGCCCUAAUACUUUCCAACACUAGGAGGGAGAGAAAGAUUAGUGGGAGAGGGGGUGGAGUUCUCUUUAGACUUAGUUCCUGCUGAUUAGGGUCACAGGGUUCUUUGGGAAAAUACCAAUCUCAGUCAUCAGGAUAUCCAGCAAACGCAGCAAACACAGAACCAACAUCCUUCUUUCUCUGUCCGUUUCCUGAAAGCCUCCUCCUCCUCAGCUCUCUCUGUGCUCUGAUAUUUAUACCCUCUCAGAGUUAAACUAUCUCCAGCUGGCAAAGACCACGUCACUCUCUGAGCCACAGGAGGCUUUUAUUAACUGCGGAUAAACUAAAAACAGCUCCAUAUGCCACAUGUGAGAUUAAAACAAAAACCUGUUUACAUAACAUAACCGAGUUCUUAAACCAAAAUUUCCACUACAGACGUGUUUCAAAUAAAUCCUUUUAUGAGUUGUUUUAAGUGAUUGUGAAAUCAUAGUACUUAGGCAUGUGGUUGGUUUCUGUUUGAAAUUUUUAGAAAUGUGUAAUGAUUUAGAAAAGAGCAAUUUGUUUAUGUUUAGGUGUUAUAAAAAGUUUAUACUAAAUUUCCUUAUUUAAUAUUUUAAUAUUAUUUUCCUUUGUAACUUAAACAAAUCACUUGAAACUAGAACAUUGGCCAGGCAUAGUGGGAAGUACCUGUAAUUCCAGCACUUGAGAGGGGCAGAAAGGAUCAGGGGUUCAAGUUCAUCCUUGGCUAUAUAUUGAAUUUGAGCUAAUCUAGGCUAAACAAGACACUGACUUGAGAGAGAGAGAGAGGCUUAGAAAUUAGGAUAUUGUGGACACUCAUCUUGAAAUUUGUCCCGUCCCCCCUGCCCCCAAGACAGGGUUUCUCUGUAGAGCCUGGGCUCUCGUGGACUCGCUCUGUAGACUAGGCUGGCCAUGAACUCACAGAGAUCUGCCUGCCUCUGUGUCUGCCUCCCUGAAUGCUGGGAUUACAGGUGUGUGCCACUGAGCCCGGCAGUCAUCUUGAAAUUUUAAUGCCUAACUUUUGUUAUAAAAAGUGAAGUAGAAAGGCAAAAGCCCUGGAGAGUCGCAUGAAUUUGUCGUAAGGUAGGAGUGUCAGGGGAGAGUGUGCCUGGGCCGUGGGGAAAGGCCAUCCAUAAUGCCUCGUGGGGACCGGGAAGGUGUGUUGCUCCUGCCAGCAUUAGGAUGCCGAGUGUGUCUUUUUCUUUC
Messenger RNA from Meriones unguiculatus (Mongolian gerbil), 2429 nucleotides. RefSeq names its product chromosome 14 C15orf40 homolog (gene C14H15orf40). The record is from RefSeq and is a predicted model, not a curated record. The transcript is spliced from 4 exons. Bases 687 to 1133 code for a protein of 148 amino acids. Lineage: Eukaryota; Metazoa; Chordata; Mammalia; Rodentia; Muridae. Gene Ontology annotation, cellular component: cytoplasm.